AUGUCAAUUGAUAAAAAGCUGCUUAUUGAACAGUUCAAGGGCAAGUCCUGGGAGGACCUUCCUACACCAUCGUUGGUGCUUGACGUCGAUCGGUUCAAAUCGAAUUGUGAUAAUUUGACGGCAUGCGCAAAUAAGUUGAAGGUGCCAUUGCGCUGUCACGUCAAGACUCAUAAGACGACCGAAGGCUUGAGGUUGCAGCUUGCUAAUCAAGAAUACGGCGGCGGUCGAGUACUUGUUUCGACAAUCCCCGAAGCAAGGGCAAUUCUCCCUCUUGUUAAAGAAGGCAUUGUUAAGGAUGUCUGCUACUCAAUUCCCAUUCCCAAGCUGAGAUUGGCUGAUUGCGAGGAGCUCGCCCAAGAGAUUCCGGACUUCCGUUUACUUGUGGAUGAUAUCGCUCAAUUGGAUUUGUUAGGGACAUCCAAGCAAACUUACUCUGUAUUCGUCAAGAUUGACAUGGGUUACGGUAGAGCUGGCCUUACCCCUGAAUCCCCUCGUUUACUCGAAGUCUUCAAGAGAAUCAAAUCUUAUGAUAAUGUUAACCUUUUUGGGUUGUACUGCCACUCAGGUUCGGCUUACACUGCUUUGAACAAAGAUGAGGCUCGUGAGUACCUUUUCAAAGAAGUGUCUGUUGCUACUAAAGCUGCCAGAAUUGCUAGAACGGUAGGUUUUGAAGAUUUGACCCUCUCGGUGGGAUCUACACCUACGGCUCAUGCCGUUGAGAUUUUGGAUGAUGGGAACUUACCUCCCGUCGAAGGUCAUCUCGAAAUCCAUGCAGGCAAUUAUCCUUGUUGUGACUUACAACAGGUGGCUACCGGAUGCGUUUCUCUUGAACAAGUUGCGGUUCUGGUGGUGGCGGAGAUCGUGUCCACUUACCCUGGUCGAGGAACCGGGCCAGGUGAGCAGUUGAUCGACGCUGGUGUACUCUCGCUUGCUCGAGAAACAAGCAAAAUUGCUGGUUAUGGUAAGCUUGCGGACAAUGAUGAUUGGAUUGUUGGACGUAUUUCUCAAGAACAUGGCAUUUUGACUACUGAGAAUGAAAAGGCACAAUUCUUGGAAUACGGCACUAAAAUUAAAAUUUUGCCCCAACACGCAUGUAUUUCGUGUGCGUCAUUCCCGUACUACUUCAUUUUGAAGGACGGCAAGAUCGAUGAUGUUUGGGUCCCCGCCAAAUGGUGGUAA
Diutina rugosa is the source of this 1179-nucleotide messenger RNA. RefSeq lists its product as uncharacterized. Bases 1 to 1179 code for a protein of 392 amino acids. The transcript has a single exon. Gene Ontology annotation, biological process: D-serine catabolic process. Gene Ontology annotation, molecular function: D-serine ammonia-lyase activity. NCBI's taxonomy places the organism in Eukaryota, Fungi, Ascomycota, Pichiomycetes, Serinales, Debaryomycetaceae. The record is from RefSeq and is a predicted model, not a curated record.